UUCUGUUCUUAAUUCUAGCAUUUAAAACAAUAUGAACACGUUACCGCUGUGCCAUAUAUGUAUGUACGUGAAAUACCCAAUAAACCACCACCGCCAUAUGUACCACCUGCUCAUGGCAGUCCAAUGACAACAAUUUUUCCUUCCGAAGAACGUAUUAAGGAUAUAACCUUUCGUAGAACCCAUGAAUUAUACUGUGAACUAUUAAAGACUGAUUAUUGCAAUGAAAAAGGCGAAAAACUACCCUCUGUCAUGGAGGAACAAAUCACCAACAUCUAUGAACGUAUUAUACUCGACAUUUGUCGUGAAUAUCUCGAAGAACGUAGUGAAAUUCUGCGUGAAGGUGAUCCUACAAAUUUCCACAGUCAAUUGGCAUUUUUCAAUCCACCCAAUCGUUUACGUUGCAUACAGGAUGCCAUUUACAAAGAAGUACGUUCCUGUCUGGCCAUGGAUAAAACACCACCUAAACGUACACAAAUCUAUUCCGUUUAUGGUCAGCGAGCCAAACAAGAUCAUAUAGGUAAAAUAAUCAUACAGGAGAUGUACGAUGAAGAUGAUCGUUGGUGUAAUUUUCAUCGAGAAGAGUCGGAAGUUUUGCAUUUAAUGGUUGAAGAAAUGUUGAAUAAAAAUAUAGUGGAAAUAGCCAAGGAAGUGUUAUUGGAAGAGGGUGGCACAAUAGAUGUAGAAGAUGAACAACAGGUGGAGGAAGAGGAAGAAACUAUUAUAGAGGAGAAUGAAGCCAAUCAAAAGGCCGAGGAGGAUAAUGAAAAAGAAGAAGAACAUCUAACAGAUUUACAGUCAUCAUCAGUAUUGGUGGAAACUUUGAAUGAAGACAAUGAAACGUAUUGUGUAAAUGAAACAAAACAGGAAUUUACAGUAUUGAAUCAAACCAACACAAUUGAAUCUGAUUCUCAAGAAAGUGUUAAUGUUAAUAACACCAUCACCAACAACAGCAUUAAUGCCGUUCAAACGUGUACAUAAUUUGUUUAAUAACUAUUUAUAGUUAACUCUUUAUUUGUUUUAACUGUCUGUUUCACCAAUAUCUUUAAAAAUGUGUCGAAAAUAAUAAUUUUAUUUAUUCAACACAUUUUUCUUUUUGAUAAGUGAAUUAAACAGUUAAUUUAUCUCAACAAAUUAAUGUUUAUGCCAUUUUUAGGUUUCUUUAGUUCUUUUUUUUCAAAUAUGUAUGUAACAUUUUUUAAUAUGUACUUAACAUUAGUUUUGUUUAAUUGUCCUUAAAUUAAGACGGUUCUUAACAACAUUUAAAUAAGGUAUUGUCUUUAUUAACAAUCUGUAGUAUUUGGUUUAUUGAAGCUAAAACCAUAACUACAAUAAUAAUAAUAAAUAAUGUACCUAAUUUAAAUUUGUCAAUAAACCAUUAUUUAUGUAUUAAUGUUUGUUUGCUAACUUAUAGAUUUUAAACAGGAUGCCCUAAAUUAUGGUUUUAAAUAUUAAUAAUAAAUAUAAACAUUAUUAAUAUAUAAUUAUUUUAUUCAAUAAAAUUGCUAAUAACAAUUUUAUUAAAGUACGUACAAAUAUUUUUAAUGAAUUAUUUAAAUAAUUUCUAGUUUAGUUAAGUCAUUUAUACUUAAAUACAUUGUUUACUUUUCUCUUUUCUUUGUUUAAGUUUAAGACAUAAAAACAAGUUAAUUUCGUCUUUUGUAUCUUUGGAUGAUAAGUUUUUUUAAAAAUAACGAACAAAUUGCUUGUAUGUAUUAAUGUUUUUAGUUACAACUUUUUAAUUUUAGAAUUGCGCUAAGAAACGAAAAAGGCGUUUAUUUUAUUUUUUAACAAAUAAAUUGCAAGAAAUUUUAUAUUUUAAAA
Messenger RNA from Lucilia cuprina (Australian sheep blowfly), 1821 nucleotides. RefSeq lists its product as uncharacterized. NCBI's taxonomy places the organism in Eukaryota, Metazoa, Arthropoda, Insecta, Diptera, Calliphoridae. The record is from RefSeq and is a predicted model, not a curated record. The transcript has 2 exons. Bases 58 to 978 code for a protein of 306 amino acids.